AAGGGGCGGAGAGAAGACAACCACUAAGAUCAUGAUAACGAUGGUUCAUGUUUAUGGUAUUUAAAAAGCAGCACUUCAGGUUAGAGCAGUCAGCAGCUGCACCUUCACUCUCAAACAGUAAACACCUGUCAACAUCUGCACACCAGGAUGAAGAAGAAGUUGAUCCUUGAUGUGGACACAGGGGUGGAUGAUGCUCAGGGCAUCAUGUUGGCCCUCGCAGCCCCUAACGUGGAGAUUUUGGGGAUCACCUGCUCCCAUGGCAACACACCCCUGGAAAAUGUGCUUAAAAACACACUGCGUGUCCUGAAAGUCUGCGGUAGGCUGGAUAUCCCAGUGUAUCGUGGUUCCUCAGAUCCUGUGUUGGCCAGGAAAAAACAUGCAGGAGAUUACCAUGGGGUUGACGGGCUGGGUGAUGUCCCAGAUGGAGAUGCUCCAGGUCUGGAGCUACUGCAGAAGGAAAAAGCUGCACAGGCCAUGGUCAAGAUUGUGAAGCAGAACCCUGGGGAGGUAACUCUAGUGGCCAUGGCUCCUCUCACUAACCUGGCUAUCGCGGUACAACUGGACCCUUCUCUCCCUAAGAAACUGAAGGCGCUCUACAUCAUGGGAGGGAACACUCAGUCCAGGGGAAACACCACAUCAUGUGGAGAGUUUAACUUUGUGACUGAUCCUGAGGCUGCCUACAUUGUGUUGGACCGCUACACCUGUCCCACCUACAUUGCUGCCUGGGAGUUCACCUGCAAAAACUGCCUGCCAUGGUCUUUCCAUGACCAGUGGCUGAGCCACAAAAGUGAGAAGGCUGCCUUCAUGAAAAAGAUUUCCAAUUAUAGUGUGGAGAAAGCUCGGUCCGAGGGUUAUCAAAAGGAGACCACAGAAGGACAAGGGUUCAACGCCUGCGACGCCUAUGCUGUAGCUGCAGCAGUUGAUGAUACACUGAUAACAGAGAAAGAAGAGGUCGCUGUGUCAGUGGAGUUGGGGGGGAACUACACUCGAGGCAUGAUGGUGCUGGACUACAUGGAGCUGCUGAAAAAGCAACACAAGGUCACCAUCAUGAAGAAAAUUGACCUGGAGAAGUUCAAGCAAAUGCUAAUACGGGCAGUAAAAUAGAAAGCUACUGUAUCAGGUUGCAACUGGCGCAUGAAUAAAGUGAUGAAUGGAUGACAAACCUUUAUAUCAUAAAUGAAACAUCUUAUUGCAAAAUGUCACUUGGAUCUUAAAAUAAAACACAAGUAAAGCUGGUUUUUGCAGUGUAGUUUUUUCAUGAUCAAACAUGGACUUCUUUUAAUUAUUAGAAUAAUAUUAGAUUAAUAUCUGCAACAGAUUGUGUAUGGAGGCAAAAGGCCUCCAUACACAAUCUGUUGGUGUCAAAUAAUCUUUCACAUGACAUUAUAAUAUUAGUGGUUCUGCACAUAACCCCUUACAGUAUGUUAUAAAUGAACACAGACUGAGGACAAGCACAUAGAGACAAAAAGCGUUUCUUAGAAACAAAGUAAAACUGAGGCAACUUAAUAAAACAUUUUAUUAAAUGUGCACUUUAAGAAAAAAAGAAAAUAAGUUUGCAUCCCACAUUCCUCCAUUUUCCUUAUUCUCUUCAAUAAUUAAGGUUGAUGUUUCAGUCUUUUCCAAGAAAACAAUCAGAAACAAACAUCUGUGUUUAUAUUACAACCUGCCAGAGCACUAUUUACAAAUCAUACAAAAAGAACAAAGUAAAAACUUCUCAUCUGCCCCCUUGUUCCUGCAACUGUCCAAACACAUCACUGAUCACCGAUUGUGGAGCUCCAGCUCAACAAAAGAGCCAAA
Molecule: messenger RNA, 1797 nt
Organism: Monopterus albus (swamp eel)
Lineage: Eukaryota; Metazoa; Chordata; Actinopteri; Synbranchiformes; Synbranchidae
Product: inosine-uridine preferring nucleoside hydrolase-like
Exons: 8
Coding region: 148-1104 (318 amino acids)
Molecular function (GO): hydrolase activity, hydrolyzing N-glycosyl compounds
Source: RefSeq, a predicted model, not a curated record